UCGUAUUAUUUCCAUUUAUCAUGGUCAAGUAGAGCGAUAACACGCGAGAAGCAUAAUAUAAGGCGCUGGGACGCAGGUGAAAUCACUCUGGCACCACCAUGAAGACCGUUGUUGCAUUGACCCUCCUCGUCGUCGCGGCCCAGGCCGUCGACUGGCACAACAUUAAGCCCAAAUAUUCCUUCAGGAACACCAUCAGGGCUGUUCCCAAGGCUGACCGCAUCAUCGGCGGAAAUGUCGCCACCCCUGGACUUCUUCCCUUCCAGGCUGGUCUUUUCCUCGAUGGCUCUGGAUUCUGCGGUGGAUCCCUCAUCAAGGAAGAUAAGGUUUUGACUGCUGCUCACUGUUGCGACGGAACUGGAAACUUCGAGGCCCACCUUGGAGCCCAGAACAUUUAUGACGAGAGCGAGCCUACCCUGCAGAUUGGCACAUCCACCAACGGCCAGAUGCACGAGAACUACAGCCCUUUUACUUUGAACAACGAUCUCUGCGUUAUUCACCUCGAUGCCCCUAUUUCUGGCGAGGGCAUUGGCCUAAUCCGUCUGCCAUCCCGCUCUCAGGUUGGAGAAACUUUUGAAGGAGUCGCUGCCACCUCCUCUGGCUGGGGACGCCCCUCUGACGCUGAUCCCAACAUCAGCCCUGAACUCAAGUACGUUGAUGUCACCAUCAUGAGCAACGCCGAGUGCAGUAGCUACUUCGGAAGCACCAUCACCGCUAACCACAUUUGCAUUGACACCGCCGGUGGAUCUGGCGGCGUUUGCAACGGAGACUCUGGUGGCCCUCUGACCAUCACUGAAACCGACGGAGGAAAGACCCAAGUCGGAAUCACCAGCUUCGUUUCCUCAGCUGGCUGCGAAUCUGGAAGUCCUCACGGCUACUGCAGAGUCACUGGCUACCUGGACUGGCUUGAGCAGAACGCUGGAGUCACCAUCCGCCCUUAAAUGCAUCCUAUGGCAUGAACAAAAAGACCGAAAAUUUCAUGAAGCACACUCAUUUAAUCGUGAAAAUCUGACCAUACACCAAUAAAUCAAAAAUUAAAAAAAAGCAAAUGGAAAA
Cloeon dipterum is the source of this 1053-nucleotide messenger RNA. RefSeq names its product brachyurin-like. The transcript has 6 exons. NCBI's taxonomy places the organism in Eukaryota, Metazoa, Arthropoda, Insecta, Ephemeroptera, Baetidae. Bases 99 to 938 code for a protein of 279 amino acids. Gene Ontology annotation, biological process: proteolysis. The record is from RefSeq and is a predicted model, not a curated record. Gene Ontology annotation, molecular function: serine-type endopeptidase activity.